Messenger RNA from Cordyceps militaris CM01, 2196 nucleotides. Its product is annotated as palmitoyltransferase AKR1. Gene Ontology annotation, molecular function: protein binding; palmitoyltransferase activity. Gene Ontology annotation, cellular component: Golgi membrane. The record is from RefSeq and is a predicted model, not a curated record. The transcript is spliced from 2 exons. Lineage: Eukaryota; Fungi; Ascomycota; Sordariomycetes; Hypocreales; Cordycipitaceae. Bases 1 to 2196 code for a protein of 731 amino acids. Gene Ontology annotation, biological process: protein palmitoylation.
AUGGCAGGCUCGGCAAGACCUAGCAGCACCUCCGCCCUCCAGCCAUCGAGCAAGGCGUCCGUCGCCGCACCGCAGCUGGAUAACAGCACCAUGGAGAUGGCAAGCAUGCAAAACGAGGGCGCCGGAGCGGUGGCCGCAACAGCAGCAGCAGCAGCAGCUACGCCCGCGCCGCCUGAGGAGGACAUUAUGCAAUUUGCUCGCACCGGCGACGUCCCUGCGAUGGAAAAGCUCUUCGAAUCGGGCGAGUUUGACGCCACCUAUACAGACGACGAAGGCAUCACGCCUUUACAUUGGGCGGCUAUCAAUAACCAGUACGCCAUGUGCAAGUUCCUCAUCGACCACGGCGCCGAGAUCAACCGAAAAGGCGGCGAGUCUGUGGCCACGCCGCUGCAAUGGGCCGCGCAGCGGUGCCACUACUACACGCUCAACCUGCUGCUGCAGCACGGCGCCGACCCGCUCAUCACCGACUCGCAAGGCUACAACACGCUGCACAUUUCGACUUUUAACGGCAACGUGCUGCUGCUCGUGCUGCUGCUGCACCAGGGCAUUCCCGUCGACGUCGUCGACAGCUACGGCCACACGGCGCUCAUGUGGGCCGCCUACAAGGGCUUCCCGCAGUGCGUCGACGUCUUCCUCCGAUGGGGCGCCAGUGUCCACGCGACCGACGAGCAGGGCUUCACGGCGCUGCACUGGGCCCUCGUCAAGGGACACCCGGCGUGCAUCCUCAAGGUUGUCGAGUAUGGUGCCGACCGCUUCGCCAAGACGGACACGGGCAAGACGCCCGCCGUCACAGCGAGCGAGCUGCACACGGAAAAGGCGUGGCACAGAGCGCUCAAGGAGUGUGGCUUUGACGAGGAUGGAAACCCCUCGACGCCUCCGUGGCCUGGUGCGGGCUACUUUCUCAAAGACAAGCGUGCGUUCUUGACGAAAUUCCUCUUCCUCUGGCCGUUUUUGCUGGUGUGGUCUGGCUUGAUGACGCUGUCGCAUGCGCCCGUCUACUUUGGCAUCCCGGCUGCCGUUCUCAUCGGCUAUGGCAUCACAUUUAUUGCGCAGCAGGUGCUCGAAUACGCGCCGUCCGACAUGCGCCACUUUCAUAAGACGCCCUGGAUGGCUGGCAUCUUUGCCGGCUCGCUCUUCCUCGUCGCCGUCAACUGGUUCUUCACCGUGCUGCCGUACACCAUGUUCCGGGCCGAGUCGACGCAUCUCCUGCUCAAUCUCAUCUUCGGCGUCUGCAUAUCGCUUACGACCUUUUUCUACGCCGCGUGCAUGCGCUACGACCCCGGCUACGUCCCCAAGAUGAACGGCAUCGCCGAGCAGCGCGCCGUCAUCGACGAGCUGCUCAAGACGUGGAAGUACGACGAGACCAACUUUUGCGUCACCUGCAUGAUCCGCACGCCGCUGCGUAGCAAGCACUGCCGUCGCUGCCAGCGCUGCGUGGCCAAGCACGACCACCACUGCCCGUGGGUCUACAACUGCGUCGGUGUCAACACGCACCGCCACUUCUUCUUCUACCUCGUGUCGCUCUCGGUCGGCAUCUUCUUCUACAACUGGCUGCUGUGGGACUACUUUGCCGACCGCGCCACCGAUGCCUCGGACCAGUGCAACGUGCUGAGCCCGACGCUGUGCAAGCUGGUCAACGCCGACGCGUACACGCUGCUGCUUGGCGCCUGGAUCACGCUGCAGCUGACGUGGGUCUCGAUGCUCGUCGCUACGCAGCUCAUCCAAGUGUCCCGCGCCAUGACGACCUAUGAGAACAUGAUGGGCAUCAACACUGGGCAGAAUGCGUCGACGGCGUUUACCUCGACCGGCACGCCGCUCGACCCCAACCACCCCGCCAUUGCUGCGGGCCCGGCCGCGGCGCCCGCCGCUGCCAAGCGCCCGAGCGGCACCCUGCGGCAGUGGAGCCGCCUGCUCGGCGUCGACCCCUUUAUCGAGACCAUUACCGGCCGCGGCGCGGCGACGGGCAAAAACCGCCGCAAGAAGAAGAACCCCUACAGCCGCGGCUGCCUCCUCAACUGCAAGGAUUUCUGGUUUGACCCCGCGCCCAUCUUUGGCCAGCGCGACAACGGCACCGCGCUGCUGGGCGGCGACAAGGUCGACUACACGGAAAUGUACGAGAGCCCGACCCUGAUGCAGCUGACGGGCAUGCGCGCUAGAGGCGGCUACGAGGCCGUGGCCGCAGAAGAAGAGGUGUAA